Messenger RNA from Cuscuta epithymum, 1958 nucleotides. NCBI's taxonomy places the organism in Eukaryota, Viridiplantae, Streptophyta, Magnoliopsida, Solanales, Convolvulaceae. The record is from the annotation of a GenBank genome assembly.
CUUCCUUUCUAUUAUGUCUUUCGUUUAUCCUGCUAUCAUGGUAUCAGAUGUAAAACCUCCAUUUCUGCGCAUUACUCUGUAAUCCGAAGCUUCAAACAUGGUAACUACUCGAUCUAAUACUGAAAAUUCCAAUCCACUCCAGAUCACGUGAUCAAUUCAUCAAAUCCUCUUUUUCUUCAUCCAAAUGAAAAUCCUACAUUAAUUCUCGUUCCAGAUCUUCUCACCGAGAAGAAUUUCCAUUCAUGGCAUCACCAGAUGCUUGUUAUGCUAGGAUCCAAGAACAAGGAUAAGUUUGUUCAUGGUUCUUAUCCUUCGCCUUCUACUAAUGAUCCGUUGCAUGAACCAUGGAGAAGAUGCAAUCACAUCUUUAUGGCUUGGCUGAUGAAAUCCAUGACUCCUCCAAUUGCAUAAUCUGUUAUAUACUUUGAUACAACUGCAGAAAUUUGGACUGAUCUGUCUGAAAGAUUCUCUCAUGGAGACAUGUUCAGGAUAGCUGACCUAUUUGAUGAAAUUCAGCAAGUACGUCAAGGUUCAUCUUCUGUCACUCAAUACUUCACAAAACUAACAACAUUGUGGAAGGAAUUAGGACAAUUUCAAACUCUUCUAGUCUGUAUUUGCUCAACACCAUGUUCUUGUGGGGUUCUUAAGAAAAUAAUCAAAGAAAGAGAGGAUAAAAACAUCAUCAAAUUCCUACGUGGCCUGAAUGAUCAUUUUGCUCAUACUAGAUCUCAGAUCAUAGUGCUCAAUCCAAUGCCUAAAAUUACUAAAGUUUUUUCCCUGAUUCUACAACAAGAAAGAGAGUUUGGAUCUCCACUACCUCUUAACGCAGUUAAUGCCACUUCAUUCAAUGUUAUGACUCAAAAUCGGCCAAAAGCUAAUUCUUCAAAUAGAGGCAGUUUUUCUACAUCUCGAGGCAGUUCUUCAAACACUCGUUGAGGUGGACGAAAUUCUUCCACAAGAGAUACCCGCUUUCAGAUUUAUGGCUAUCCUCCUGGCUAUAAGUCCAAAUAUAACAACACUACCAACACUUCUUCUGCAAAUUUGGCUUCGAUUGAUCCCAAUGACACUUCACAGUUACAAAGCUCUUCAGAUAAUCUAGCUCAAGAUCAAUUCACUUUGUCCAAGGAGCAAUAUCAGGGAAUCAUGGCUCUUCUCCAACAAACUGACAUUCAAGCUACUUCUCAUGCUGCUAAUCAAGUUAACGCCAAUCCCUUGAUUCUUCCUCGUAAAUAUCCCACCUCUUGGAUCAUGGAUAGUGGUGCUACUGACCACAUAUGUCCAUCCAAAACUCUAUUUUCAUUCUUAACUCCAAUACUGCCUAUUCAUAUUAAUCUUCCAAAUGCAUCAUUUAUCACAGCUUCUUAUUCUGGUAUUGUCAACAAAGGAACUGUAACUCUCCAUCAUGUUCUCUAUGUGCCUCAGUUUCAAUCCCAUCUUAUUUCAAUGGGAUAUUACCCGAAAUAGGACUAAAAAGGUUUGAAAAUUCCAAAAUAUGACUACCAUGUUUUUAUUCCCAAAAUAAGACUAAUUAAUGUCAUGUUUUGGCAGUACCAGACUUCAAAUAUGACAGUAUUUUCCAAACUUGGCAGUAAUUACUCCUAUUUUAGGAAUAAAAAACAUGGCAGUCCUAUUUUGGAAUUAUAAAACUGUUUUAGUCCUAUUUCGGGAACUUUCCCUAUUUCAAUCCCAAAACCGGUUUCUUCUGACGGUUAUGUUGUUUUAUUCUCACAACUCCAUUGUUUCAUUUUGAAGAAGAAAUCUUUGAAGAUGAUUGGAGUAGCUAAAAGGUCUCAAGGACUUUACCGCAUAUCUUCUUCAAAUAGCAUAAAUUUUCCUUUGCAUUCAAUCAAAUGUAAUGUUUCUCAGAAUAGUUCCAAUGUAAUCAAUGUUAGCACAUCAGAUAUUUCUCAUUCUGAAUGUUCUUCUUUGACCUGACAUCUAAGACUAGGUCAUGUCUC